UAGAGAAAGGAAUCUGUGAAUUCAAAUGGAAACCAGCAGGAACACAGACCGAGAAUAGGCGUUUUACAUAAAUGACUGAUUUCAUGUAGGUUCUCGUCGCCUUUUCGAUGAUUUUACCGCGGAAUGCUUUUCGUUUUUAAGCCGCUUUCGAUGGAGGAGUAAGAGAGCCGUUUUUAAGCUAAAACCGUUUCUAAGCCAAGGGGGAGGGGGGAGAGUUGCCUCUUUUGCUCUCCCUGUUCUUUUUCUAUUUUAAUAACGUACCCCUCCUCGGUUUUUACAUGUAAUUUAUUCCGUCACAGCCUCGUCCACGGUUGAGGCCGUUUUUUUUAUUCGAAUUUGGGCUGAUCGCGGGAGGCGUGAGCGAUCGAAUGGGGCUGUUGAAUUCCAUUCCUCCACCGAUUGUUUAAAAUAAUUCCGUUCACAUUCGACUCGAAUUCGGAGAAACAUUCUUUUUCAUUUUCCAUGGAAACCCCGGUGAUGGGAUGUUCGAGCGCGCAGUGAAAGGAUGAGUGCUUGUUUCGUAGCGAACGGGGCCAGCUUGGAGGACUGCCAUUCCAAUCUAUUCUAUCUGGCUGAUUUGACGGGGAUAAAAUGGAAGAGGUACGUUUGGCAGGGUUCGACCUCGGCGCCCAUGCUGUUCGCCGUCACCGAGGAGGACCCCAUCCUCUGCAGCUUCAGCCGCUGUCUGAAGGCGGAUGUGCUGAGUGUGUGGCGGAGGAGCCAGAGACAGGGGCGCCGGGAGCUCUGGCUUUUCUGGUGGGGCGACGAUCCCAACUUCUCUGAGCUCAUCCACCACGAGCUCAUAGGCGAGGACGAUGGUGUGUGGGAAAAUGGUCUGUCUUACGAAUGUCGUACUCUUCUAUUCAAAGCCAUCCACAGCCUGCUUGAGCGCUGUCUCAUGAACCGUAGUUUCGUACGCAUCGGCAAAUGGUUCGUCAAACCCUACGAAAAGGACGAGAAACCCAUAAACAAGAGGUAA
Xyrauchen texanus (razorback sucker) is the source of this 979-nucleotide messenger RNA. RefSeq names its product mediator of RNA polymerase II transcription subunit 13-like. Gene Ontology annotation, molecular function: transcription coregulator activity. Gene Ontology annotation, biological process: regulation of transcription by RNA polymerase II. The transcript is spliced from 3 exons. NCBI's taxonomy places the organism in Eukaryota, Metazoa, Chordata, Actinopteri, Cypriniformes, Catostomidae. The coding region runs from base 506 to 979 and encodes 157 amino acids. The record is from RefSeq and is a predicted model, not a curated record. Gene Ontology annotation, cellular component: mediator complex.